AUGGAGGUGGUGCCAAGCUAUCAUGGGUAUAUAGAGACGAACGCAGACGCCCUGCUGCUUGCUCAGGCCGUGUUGGAUGGGAAGUUGAAUCCGGUUUCUAGGCGGCCGUACGAGAUCGAGCGGCCGCAGCUGAUAGUUUCAGGCAAUGUUUUUGUUUUCAUCGAGGAGAAGUCGGGGAUCAAGCGAUGGACGGACGGAGUGUCGUGGUCUCCCUCGAGGAUCAUGGGUAAGUUUCUGGUGUACAGGGAACUGGACAAGCAGAACAGCGGUAGCAUCGGUGGCAAUGGAAAUACCCCGCAGCAUGGUUAUGGUGGGAUUGUUGCUGGUCGAGGCGGCGGCCGUGAGGAUUCGAUGGAUGUGUCCGACGAGCAGGGCGCCGGCGGCGGUGCCGCCGGCAGCAGUAUGGUUUCCAAGGCGUUGGUUGGUUCUCUGAAUAACUCGUAUGCUUUUAAGCCCGGGGGGUUGGUGAAGAAAACUAUGUCGUUGAAGUUGAAGCGCGCUUCGCGUGUGGAGACCGUGCAUAUUAUCUCGUACUAUACGGCCGAUGACGUUGAGGCGGGUAAGUUGGUUAAGCCUUCCAACUCGCCGUUCUUCAGCCAGGUGCGGUCGUGCCGGGAGUUGAUUUCGGCGCUGGACAGUUCAUCGGUUGGCAACUCGCGGAGUGCCAGUGGGCAGGGGGCUGGAACCGGCGGCGGCAGCAGCAACGCCGCCGCGGCGGUUCCUGGCGGAUACCUGGCAGCAGCUGGUCCCGCGAUGGCGCUGAGCCAGCCUGCAUAUCAGAGUCUGGCUCAGCUUCCCAGUGCGCACCAUCGGCACCACCACCGGCAGCAGCAACCGGCGCCGCAACCACAACCGCAGUAUUACGGUUCCAGCUACUAUUCCGCUUUGCAGCAAAACAGCCCCAAGGCCGCGCCGUUGCACCAUAAUUACAGCUAUUACACCCAGCCGAACCACAACAUGCAUCUAUACCAACAGCAGCAACCCCAGCGACAGCAGUCGCAACAGCAUCACGAUCAAUCGCAUCAGGAGCAGGAGCAACAACACCAGGAGGAUGAGCAGCAGCAACAGAGGAGGGCCGCCUCAAGCUCAACCAGCACAACCGUCGACAUGUCUCAAAUGACUGCGGCGUCUGUUGGCACAGCAGCAACUACUGCAGCCAGUGUCUCUCAGCAACAGCAGCAGCAACAACAGCAACAGCCCCACGGACAAUUUUUGCCCCACCCGGGAACUUUAUUCCCACCUGAUCAGCAAAAGCCUAGUGGCAUUCAACUACCUCUGCCCUUCCCCCACGGGGCGGCCCCCCAAGCUCAAGCAGCUGCACCUCCUAUUCAGCAACCUCAGCUCCAGCAGCAUUCCACCAUCCCUUCAGCCUCAAGCUGCACGUCAUACAUCUCGUAUCCCGCGUACAAUAUGCAGCAGUACGUCCAGUCCCCGCCAAUGUACACCGUUUCAAGAUACGGUGUAGGCGGGACGCCUCAGCUCCCUUUCAAUUCUCAGGUAGUGCCAACGUCCCCCCCAAAAAUUAACAUCAUUCCUCAACACAUGUACAACUAUGAGGCGCAACAGGAACAACAAUUUCAAACGGGCGCUCCCUUUUCCACCGCUAACAACGCAAACAUUGGUGGUGGUGGUGGUGGCAGUAAUCCAACGGGUCUCAUAGAUGAUAAACGGUAA
This is a messenger RNA of Eremothecium cymbalariae DBVPG#7215, 1674 nucleotides long. It is a transcript of the gene MIT1, whose product is annotated as Mit1p. Gene Ontology annotation, molecular function: DNA binding. Bases 1 to 1674 code for a protein of 557 amino acids. The record is from RefSeq and is a predicted model, not a curated record. The transcript has a single exon. NCBI's taxonomy places the organism in Eukaryota, Fungi, Ascomycota, Saccharomycetes, Saccharomycetales, Saccharomycetaceae.